Verruconis gallopava is the source of this 899-nucleotide messenger RNA. RefSeq lists its product as uncharacterized. The record is from RefSeq and is a predicted model, not a curated record. Bases 163 to 465 code for a protein of 100 amino acids. The transcript has 2 exons. NCBI's taxonomy places the organism in Eukaryota, Fungi, Ascomycota, Dothideomycetes, Venturiales, Sympoventuriaceae. Gene Ontology annotation, cellular component: MICOS complex; mitochondrion; mitochondrial inner membrane.
GAGGGACGUCCAACACCAAACGGAACUGAACAACAUCUCAUCCGUUCAUCACUGCCGCCGCCCCCUCCAAACCAUUGCGGUUCACGUCCGGGACGCUUUCCGACCUCCUGAGCGCUCCAUAUACAUCUUGUCCGUAGCAAUUGACCGUCCUGCGCCGCCGCCAUGGCCGACGAACCGACGCCUUCAGCGCCGAAAGCUCCCAUUGCGCGCACCACACGACCGUUGAGCGAGUCGUUGCUGAACGACAAGUGGGACCACUGCAUAUCCUCGUUGCUCAUCCGCUCUGGCCUCGGCCUCGGCUUCGGCGUCAUAUUCUCCGUUCUGCUGUUCAAGCGUCGAGCGUGGCCGGCGUACGUCGGUCUUGGUUUUGGCGCCGGACGUGCCGUGGAAGAGUGCGACAACGUACGUGAAAGACGGAACCCUCGCCGCGUCGUGCGAGCAUCAUGCAUCGAUGGCAGAGGCUAACUGCAUAACGACAGUCGUUCAAGACGGCCGCCCAGCAAUCAAGAGACGGGUUGAGAGUCUUGCGACCGUGAAAGUGUGGCUCGCGCGACGACUUUCGAGCCGGGGCAUAGAGAAAUGAAUGCGUGCGCUGGGGACAGUGGGCCAUGUGAAAAGUGUACUAUACGGCGCUCUUCCACUGAAUAGAACGAAAUCCUGACCAUUUGAAACAUCUCUGCACCAUUGUCCGCCUUGGAAACCACAGCACGACCAGAAGAGGGAAAAAUAACUUGGAUUUCAUUCGCGAAAAUACAUUGAAUAUGGCAAAGUUGACGAUUAGAUAGGCACCGCGUUCCUGACCCAGAUUUUUAUCCUUUUUUUUUCCCAAGAAAAUUUCUUUUCCGCUGUUAGUAGAUCACGUUUAAGAUAUUCCCAUUGCCAACAAAAAAAAUCGUCCG